This is a messenger RNA of Thermothielavioides terrestris NRRL 8126, 4753 nucleotides long. RefSeq lists its product as uncharacterized. Gene Ontology annotation, molecular function: phosphatidylcholine lysophospholipase A1 activity. Gene Ontology annotation, cellular component: endoplasmic reticulum. NCBI's taxonomy places the organism in Eukaryota, Fungi, Ascomycota, Sordariomycetes, Sordariales, Chaetomiaceae. The transcript is spliced from 3 exons. Gene Ontology annotation, biological process: phosphatidylcholine metabolic process. Bases 101 to 4645 code for a protein of 1514 amino acids. The record is from RefSeq and is a predicted model, not a curated record.
GAAAGGAAAACAGAAGAAACCGAGGAGGCCGAUCAUGCUUCCCUCGGCCUUAUCUACCGAUACCGACCGACCUCCCUCGCGCCCCGCUUGAGCUUGCAAGAUGGAUGUAGCCAACUCUACCGCCGUCUCGAGAGUGACGACGGCGGUCACGGUGAUGGGUGCCGUAGACAGCCACCCGAACCGGCUCUCGUCGGCCGUGGCUGCAGCCAGCGACGUCGCAAAUGCCCACGGCUCGUCGUCGUGGCUGGGCCUCUUUGCCCGGAUCGUGCUCUGGAUCCUGCAGCUCGUCUCGACUGUGCUGUACUAUUCAAUCAAACUGGCCACCAUCUCCAUCCCGACCCUGCUCUACACUCUCUUCUCGACGAGCCUGACGGUCACCAUGAACGCUACCACGCUCAUGCUCAUCCUGGCAGCCAUGAUAGCUGCCAUCAGCUGGGUAGUCCGGUAUCGUUACCUCAACAUGUACUCCCGCCUCCCACCCGAGCCGCAGCGCAAGGAGCCCGAGGUCGAUCUCUUCCCCGACACGCACGAAGAGGGCAUCAAGCCCGGCUUGUCCAACUACUUUGACGAGUUCCUGAGCGCCAUCAAGAUCUUUGGCUAUCUUGAGCGGUCCGUCUUCCACGAGUUGACCCGCAGCAUGCAGACCCGGAAGCUCAUCGCCGGCGAAACCUUCAACCUCGAGGAGGAGAAGGGGUUUUGUCUGGUCGUCGAUGGGCUGGUCGAGAUCUUUGUGAAGUCGUCCAGCUAUAACCGGCGCUUCGUUGCCAACAGCCCCCUUGUCGGCCCUGCCGGCGAGACGCCCUCGAGCGACGAUGAGCACGACCACCCCGGACAGCAACGGUACCAGCUCCUGACUGAGGUUCGCAAUGGCGCGCCCAUGUCGUCCUUGUUUUCCAUCAUGUCGCUCUUUACCGAGGACGUCGCGUUGCGGCAGGCCGACGAUGAUAGCUCCGAGAGUGGGACAGCCGCUCACAGCACCCUCUUUCCAAGCUACCCUGCGAGCGCCGACUUCAGGAAGUCGCGUGUUGCGUCGCACUCCCUACCCGGCACCCCUCAACUUGACGGCUCCGCUGAGAACCUCCCCGAACAUCUCGCGCCCGCCAGUGCCGACCGCGACCUGCCUCGUGUGCCCCCUAUCUCGCUCGACGGAAAUGGCUUUUCCCGGUCUCAAGGGCCCCUACCCAAGCGGAACAGCACCACCUCUGCUCAUCCGGACAUCAUCGCGAGGGCAACCGUGGACACGACCGUAGCCAUCAUUCCUGCCAGCGCCUUCAGGCGGCUGAUAAAGAUAUACCCCAAGGCUACGGCGCACAUCGUUCAAGUCAUUUUGUCGAGGUUUCAGAGAGUUACCCUUGCUACGGCGUACAACUACCUAGGCUUGACCUGCGAGGUGGUCCAGUUAGAACGCCAGAUGCUGAAGUACACGACACAGCAGCUCCCAAACCAUCUCCGAGGGGAUGCCCUUGACAGGCUGAAAGAGAAGUUCAAACGCGAAAGGGAGAGGAUCGGGGAGGAGGAUGUCAGCAAGGGGAUCGCUCUCCACAACGCCCGUGCUGGCCGCCGCCGCCGCUCAACGGCGACGCUCCGGAAGGAGGCAGCCCUGCAAGCUUUUUCCAAGCAACGCCAACUAUCCAUGACCGGCAGCCCGUCCAUGAGCACUGCGAGUGCUGGCGAUCUCGUCAGGCACCUGCAGCAGUCAAGGAGCGCAGGCAACCGCCCCCAGAGCGUGGCUUUUAUCGACGGGCCGUCUCCGCACCUCGAUUUGCGGGGAGACGCCUCAUCUCCUCUGGCGCAGCGCACCUUCAAUCCCUUCGCGACCCAGAGGAACGUACAUCUUUCGCUGGACAAGCGAGACACGCUCGACGAGGACAACUUGUUUCGCGAGUCGAUCCUGGAAUGUAUGUUCAAGGCCAUCGGGUUAACCGGCAGUGGCGGCUCGAAUAGGGAUGCGGACUCGGCGCAGGCCUCUCCGCGGCUAGUAUCCUUCGACCAACGGCGGCAAAAGGCGGUCUUCACGACCCACGCAUUUGGGUUCAUGGACGGGUUCGAAGCAUCGGCUGACGGUGACUCGGAGUCCAUGACCUCUGCCGGACCGUCCGCCCCGCCGUCACCGAAUCCCCACGUGCUUGCACAGGAGAUACGGGACGAGAUGGAGAUCGUUUUUUUCCCCAAAGGGUCCGUGUUGGUGGAACAAGGCGAGAGAAACCCAGGGCUCUACUACGUGGUCGACGGUUUUCUAGAUAUUUGCACUCAGGAGGAGGUAUCGUCGUCCGAUGUCGUCCACGCUACGGGCAGGAGGUCUCUGCAUGCGAUGGAUACCGUCGAGUCGCUAUGCAACCCGCAGCGGGUGGCGAGGACAAUGCGCACGGGCAACGAGCUUCGCGACACGGAGAAAACGCCCAAGCCUUACCGCCGGAGCGUGGCCCUGAUCAAGCCGGGUGGGCUCGCUGGGUAUGUCGGCACGAUCUCGUCGUCCAGGUCCUUCAUCGAGGUCGUGGCCAAGACGGACGUCUACGUCGGCUUCCUUCCGCUGGCCUCCAUCGAGAGGAUUGUCGACCGGUAUCCCAUUGUGCUCCUGACCAUGGCAAAGCGGCUCACAAACUUGCUGCCGCGUCUGAUCCUGCACAUCGAUUUUGCCCUCGAGUGGCUGCAAGUGAAUGCCGGCCAGGUCAUAUUCCACGAGGGCGACGAAAGCGAGGCCAUCUAUAUCGUCCUGAAUGGGCGCCUAAGGCUUGUUGAAGACCGGAAGGAUGGCGGGAUGAACGUCAAGGCGGAGUUCGGACAGGGGGAGAGCAUUGGAGAGCUGGAAGUGCUGACCGAGUCUUCGCGCUCCGGCACGCUGCACGCGAUCCGAGACACGGAACUCGUCAAGUUUCCACGUACGCUCUUCAACAGUCUCGCGCAGGAGCAUCCCAAUAUCACGAUCAAGAUUUCCAAGAUCAUCGCAUCCCGGAUGAGGGCACUCAUGGACGACCCUUCGACCGUUUUGGGAACCAAGGACCCGUCUGGGAGGAGCUCGGUCAACAAGAGCUCCACCACGCUCAACCUGCGGACCGUGGCCGUGCUGCCGGUCUCGAGCGGUGUUCCGGUCGUCGAGUUUGGCAAUAGGCUGCUGAACGCGCUGACCGAGGUCGGGGCUCCCAACGGCGCCACGUCGCUGAACAGCGCGGCAGUGUUGAACCAUCUUGGCAAGCACGCAUUUAACAGAAUGGGCAAGCUCAAGUUGUCGCACUACCUGGCGGAUCUGGAGGAGAAGUACGGUCUUGUUAUUUAUGUGGCUGACACGAACGUCAACGCCCCGUGGACGCAGACCUGCAUCGCCCAGGCAGACUGCGUCCUUCUGGUCGGCUUGGCCGAUGGCUCGCCUGAGAUUGGAGAAUAUGAGCGGUUCAUGCUCGGCAUGAAGUCGACGGCGAGGAAGAUCCUCGUUCUGCUGCACGAGGAACGCUACUCGACCCCCGGCCUGACGAGGAAGUGGCUCAAGAACCGCGUGUGGAUCAACGGCGGCCACUUCCACGUGCAGAUGACAUACAGCCCCAACGUGGUGCCGAUCCAUCCGCCUGCGAAGCCGGGAGGCCCGACGUUGAGGGAACGGGUGCAGAUCAUCCAGGCCGAGAUCCAGAAGUACACGUCUAGAAAGGCGCGCGCCAGCCCGUUCUACUCGCCGGAUGCGCCGUUCAAGGGGGAUUUCCACCGGCUCGCACGGCGCCUCUGUGGCAAGUCGGUCGGCCUGGUGCUGGGCGGCGGCGGAGCGAGGGGCAUCGCGCACAUCGGCAUCAUCCGCGCCAUGCAGGAAGCGGGCAUCCCGGUCGACCUGGUCGGGGGCACGUCGAUCGGCGCCUUCAUCGGGGCCCUGUACGCGCGACAUGCCGACUUCAUGCCCAUCGUGCACGCGGCCAAGAAGUUCGCGGGGCGCAUGUCCAGCAUGUGGCGGUUCGCGCUCGACCUGACGUACCCGUCGGCGUCGUACACGACGGGCCACGAGUUCAACCGCGGCAUCUUCAAGGCGUUCGGCGACACACAGAUCGAGGACUUCUGGCUCGACUACUACUGCAACACGACCAACAUCUCCAAGAGCCGGGCCGAGUUCCACACGAGCGGGUACGCGUGGCGGUACGUGCGGGCGUCCAUGUCGCUCGCGGGCCUGCUGCCGCCGCUCUGCGACGAGGGCAGCAUGCUGCUCGACGGCGGCUACAUCGACAACCUGACCGUGUCGCACAUGAAGUCGCUCGGGUGCGACGUCAUCUUCGCCAUCGACGUGGGCGCGCUCGACGACGACACUCCGCAGAGCUUUGGCGACUCGCUGUCGGGCGUGUGGGCCUUCUUCAACCGGUGGAACCCCUUCUCGUCGGUGCCGAACCCGCCGACGCUGGCCGAGAUCCAGGCGCGCCUGGCGUACGUCUCGAGCGUCGACGCGCUGGAGCGGGCCAAGACGAUGCCCGGGUGCAUCUACAUGCGCCCGCCGAUCGACGAGUACGGGACGUUGGACUUCGGCAAGUUUACCGAGAUCUACGCGGUCGGCUACGCGUACGGGCAGGAGUUCUUGGGAAAGCUGAAGGAGAAGGGCAUGCUGCCGCUGGCGGAGGAGACGGAGGGGAAGAAGGCGCUGCGGCGGACCAUGGCGCCGCGGAGAGCGAGUAUUUAGUUUGGUUGACAACUAGGGGUUGUGUACAUACAUGUGUGCGUGCUGGCGGUGGGAUCAAUAGAUGGUAGCAUUGGCAUUGUACAUUGUGUCUUGAACACGAACCAUUGG